This is a messenger RNA of Meloidogyne enterolobii, 204 nucleotides long. The record is from the annotation of a GenBank genome assembly. Lineage: Eukaryota; Metazoa; Nematoda; Chromadorea; Rhabditida; Meloidogynidae.
AUGUGUUUUAUUUCUAAUUUUGUUUUGAAUGUUUUUAUAAUAUUCUGGUUUUCUAUUUGUUAUGUUUUGCUGUGUUUUUAUAUUAUUCUGGUUUUUCUGAUGUUUUUAUUUUAUUCUGGUUUUUGUGUUUAUUCUGAUUUUGUAUUUAUUUGUGUUGUGUUUGUUUUUGUAUGUUUAUGUGUUUUAUUUUUAAUUCUGAUUUAA